CCUCAGUGUGAGGGUGUAGAGGUCGCUGUUUGUCGUGGUGUUCCUCGUUAUUAUCAUGCCUGAUGUAUGAGUCGAGUGGGUGUUCACAGCCUGGAUAAUUCAAUGCCAACAAUACCGAAACUCAAUAGAGAGCGACUUCACAACAAAUCAGCGUGACAUGGAGCCUACGAAUUUACAGAAAGCUAUAGCUACAGCCAACAAGGCUUCACAAGAGGACCAGGCUGGAAAUUAUGAGGAAGCUGUUAAAUCUUAUCAACAUGCAGUGAAAUAUUUUCUGCAUAUAAUAAAACGUGAACCACAGGGUAAGGAGGGUAAUCAGAAGAUCAGAGAUAAGUGUAAGCAGUAUCUAGACAGAGCAGAAGAGCUUCAAGACUAUCUUGAUAAGAAAGAGAAAGCUAUAGAUCUGGCCAGUAAGGCAGCUCUGGAGGAUAAGGCUGAAAACUAUGAAGAGGCCCUGCGACUAUAUCAACACGCUGUUCAAUAUUUCUUGCACGUUGUCAAAUAUGAAGCACAGGGGGAUAAGGCCAAACAAAGCAUUCGGGCCAAAUGUGCCGAAUAUUUAGACCGGGCUGAGAAGCUGAAAGAAUACUUGAAGAAGAAAGAGAAAGCCCCAGCGAAACCAGUGAAGGAGUCCCAGUCCAGUGAUAAAGGGAAUGAAAGUGAUGGAGAAGGAGAUGAUCCAGAGAAAAAGAAAUUUCAAAAUCAACUCUCAGGAGCCAUUGUCAUGGAGAAGCCAAACAUUAAAUGGAACGAUGUUGCCGGUUUGGAAGGGGCCAAAGAGGCUUUGAAAGAAGCUGUCAUUCUCCCAAUCAAAUUCCCACAUCUCUUCACUGGUAAAAGAACUCCCUGGAGGGGCAUCCUUCUCUUCGGGCCUCCUGGAACAGGCAAGUCUUACCUGGCCAAAGCAGUAGCGACAGAAGCCAACAACUCCACCUUCUUUUCCAUCUCCUCCUCCGACCUGGUAUCCAAGUGGCUGGGAGAGAGUGAAAAGCUGGUGAAGAAUUUGUUCACUUUGGCGCGAGAGCACAAGCCCUCUAUUAUCUUCAUCGAUGAGAUCGAUUCACUCUGCGGCUCCAGGAGUGAGAAUGAAAGUGAAGCAGCUCGCAGAAUCAAGACAGAGUUUCUGGUUCAGAUGCAAGGUGUUGGUAAUGACAACGAAGGGAUUCUGGUGCUGGGAGCCACAAACAUCCCCUGGACGUUGGAUUCUGCCAUCAGAAGACGAUUUGAGAAGCGCAUCUACAUCCCUCUGCCAGAAGAGCACGCUCGUGGAUUCAUGUUCAAGCUGAAUCUGGGCAGCACACCGACAAGUCUCACCGAAUCAGACUUCAUGACUCUGGGCAAGAAGACGGACGGUUACUCCGGUGCUGACAUCAGCGUCAUCGUCAGAGACGCCCUCAUGCAGCCCGUCAGGAAGGUUCAGUCCGCCACUCACUUCAAACGGGCACGAGGACCAUCAAGAAAUGACCCGAAUGUCAUAGUCGAUGACCUUUUAACCCCUUGCUCCCCAGGUGAUCCACAGGCUAUUGAAAUGACAUGGAUGGAAGUCGAUGGAGAGAAACUUUUGGAGCCAAUUGUUUCCAUGUCGGACAUGCUGAGGUCCCUCACCAACACAAAGCCCACCGUCAACGAGCAGGAUCUGGAGAAGCUGAAAAAGUUCACCGAGGACUUUGGACAGGAGGGCUGAACAGAGCCGGUCUCCCGAAACCAAAGCAAACAGCUUGUGAUUGUCACAUCUUCUCUCUUGCCCUUCACACGCCCCUCUCUUCCUUUCGUACCCAUGCUCUUCCUCUGACCGACGAGCCCCCUCAGCUGUAAUUUGAAAUGCAUAUCUCUUCAAGCCCACCUCAGUUUUUCUUCACAUGUUAAUAAUAGCUGCUCUGCCUGCAAGGCUGCCGUCAGUACCUUGUGACCAUCAUGCAUCCUUUAUCAUUAAUAAGCGGUCUCAGUCAUAAUUAUCUGUGCUUUCUAUGAAUAACACAGUCAGCAGGACCUACAACAGAUGUGCUGUAAAACAAUAAGCAAUUAUAAUUAGUUCCUAAACUAAUACUAAUGUCAGUUUUGUUUACAGUUGCAUAAAUCUGAAUGGACAAUAGUUCUGC
This is a messenger RNA of Cyprinus carpio (common carp), 2099 nucleotides long. RefSeq names its product vacuolar protein sorting-associated protein 4B. The record is from RefSeq and is a predicted model, not a curated record. NCBI's taxonomy places the organism in Eukaryota, Metazoa, Chordata, Actinopteri, Cypriniformes, Cyprinidae. Gene Ontology annotation, molecular function: ATP hydrolysis activity; ATP binding. Gene Ontology annotation, biological process: endosomal transport; vacuole organization.